AUGAGGAUUCUUGAUCCCCAAUCUGCCGUUCUUACCAAUAUCGAGGUGUUGGCAUACCUGAAUGCCAACCCACCCCACCGGGUUCCCCCUCGGCCACCACAUUUCCGAGGACAAUGGGUCCCAAGCCCAGAUCUGAGAGACCAUAAUACAGUAGUCAAAGAGAUUCACAACUACAUCAGCCGCAUCUCCCCACACCUGCUCAAAUACCCACGCCAUGCACCUCGCCCGUCCUCCUCCCAAUCCCAGUCGCAAGCCGCUAUGACCAGUACCAUGAGACCAAGCGCCACAGAGCCAGAUCCCUCUAUCACCCCUCCAAUCCCGUCCAAUGAGCUCACUCCCAUGGACCAUGCUCUCCGUGAUAUCAUCGCGAAACUACAGCCCUACGGACUCACGAAAGCCGAAGUGGUGAUGAUCCUGAACCUAGGCUUAGGUCUCACCAGUGCUGCGGAUCCUCAGGACCGCAACGCAGAAGGCUACGUGAAUGGUGAUGGGGAGAUGGAAGUUGAUGAGGGGCAUAUGAACGGUGUGGAUGCUGAAGGGGUGAAUGGGGAGGAGAGUGAAGAGGAUUAUAGUGCGAUGGCGUUGUUUGAUACCGUGGUGGAGGAGCGUGAGGACCGUAUUGCUGAUGAGGAUGUGCCAGUGAUUCUGUCAAUUAUCAAGGAGACGCUGGCGGAGAAUUAUGGAGAGGGUCUGUGA
Penicillium cinerascens is the source of this 696-nucleotide messenger RNA. RefSeq lists its product as uncharacterized. The transcript has 3 exons. The record is from RefSeq and is a predicted model, not a curated record. The coding region runs from base 1 to 696 and encodes 231 amino acids. Gene Ontology annotation, biological process: transcription initiation at RNA polymerase III promoter. NCBI's taxonomy places the organism in Eukaryota, Fungi, Ascomycota, Eurotiomycetes, Eurotiales, Aspergillaceae. Gene Ontology annotation, cellular component: RNA polymerase III complex.